UCCACUGAACUGUCACAUGAUACAAAAAUGGCGACACUCGAUGUCAGAUUAAAAAAAGUCAACAAAGUUUACAAGGAAGGCGAUGUUGUCGCAGGUGUGGUGAUCAUACAGAGCAAGGGGGAUCUGGCUCACCAGGGCGUCACACUGUUAAUGGAGGGCUCUGUCAACCUGCAGCUCAGCGCCAAGAGUGUAGGAGUGUUUGAGGCCUUCUACAACUCAUUAAAGCCAAUCCUGUUACUUCACUACACACUUGAAGUGGCCAAACCUGGCAAGUUUCCAAAUGGGAAAACAGAAAUACCAUUUGAAGUUCCCCUCAAGGCAAAGUCUAACAAGUCCCUCUAUGAAACCUACCACGGAGUGUUUGUUAAUAUUCAGUACCAGAUAAAGGUGGACAUGAAAAGAUCGCUGUUAAAUAAAGAUCUCAACAAACAGUUGGAAUUCAUUGUGGAAUACAAGGAAACAGAGGACAGGGCGAAGCCCAAGCCCAUCAACUUCACAAUCACCCCAGAGACUCUGACCAAUCUUAAAGAGAAAGAGAAAGUACCCAAGUUCAAGGCACGAGGGAAGAUAGAUUCGUCACUGUUGUGUAUCACCAAGCCACUUACUGGAGAGAUAGUGUUGGAGAGUUGUGAGACGGGGGUCAAGUCUAUCGAGAUACAGCUUGUCCGCGUGGAAACAUGUGGAUGUGCUGAGGGGUUUGCCAAAGAUGCGACGGAGAUUCAGAACAUUCAGAUAGCAGACGGUGACAUAAUGCGCGGUUUGCCGAUCCCAAUCUUCAUGAUCUUCCCUCGUCUCUUCACGUGUCCAACACUCACAACCAGCAACUUCAAAGUCGAGUUUGAAGUGAACGUUGUCAUAAUCUUUCAAGAUGACCACUUGGUGACAGAAAACUUUCCAAUAAAACUCACAAGAUAUUAGUGGCACAUAGUGACACGUUCCUGUUAUAAAAACCAGUUUGUACUUCCAAAUGUUAGGGUCAUGGACUUAUUCUGUAUUGUAAGUUGGUGCAGAAGGAUGUGUUUGAGAAGAGUUAGCUGUGCUGGAACAAUUGCUUUAAGUCGUGCAAUAUGUUGUUCAUGUGUGCAAGUCACUUAUGUAAAAUAUCAUAUUUAUAAUAAACUUGAUUUAUA
Mya arenaria is the source of this 1130-nucleotide messenger RNA. Its product is annotated as vacuolar protein sorting-associated protein 26C-like. Gene Ontology annotation, cellular component: endosome. Lineage: Eukaryota; Metazoa; Mollusca; Bivalvia; Myida; Myidae. Bases 28 to 918 code for a protein of 296 amino acids. The transcript has 9 exons. Gene Ontology annotation, biological process: intracellular protein transport. The record is from RefSeq and is a predicted model, not a curated record.